Triticum turgidum subsp. durum (durum wheat) is the source of this 756-nucleotide messenger RNA. The record is from the annotation of a GenBank genome assembly. NCBI's taxonomy places the organism in Eukaryota, Viridiplantae, Streptophyta, Magnoliopsida, Poales, Poaceae.
AUGGGGCGCGGGAAGGUGCAGCUGAAGCGGAUCGAGAACAAGAUCAACCGGCAGGUGACCUUCUCCAAGCGCCGCUCGGGGCUGCUCAAGAAGGCGCACGAGAUCUCCGUGCUCUGCGACGCCGAGGUCGGCCUCAUCAUCUUCUCCACCAAGGGAAAGCUCUACGAGUUCUCCACCGAGUCAUGUAUGGACAAAAUUCUUGAACGGUAUGAGCGCUACUCUUAUGCAGAAAAGGUUCUCGUUUCAAGUGAAUCUGAAAUUCAGGGAAACUGGUGUCACGAAUAUAGGAAACUGAAGGCGAAGGUUGAGACAAUACAGAAAUGUCAAAAGCAUCUGAUGGGAGAGGAUCUUGAAUCUUUGAAUCUCAAGGAGUUGCAGCAACUGGAGCAGCAGCUGGAAAGCUCACUGAAACAUAUCAGAUCCAGGAAGAACCAACUUAUGCACGAAUCCAUUUCUGAGCUUCAGAAGAAGGAGAGGUCACUGCAGGAGGAGAAUAAAGUUCUCCAGAAGGAAAUCCCUGUCCCUUCCCCACAGCUCGUCGAGAAGCAGAAGGCCCAGGCGGCGCAACAAGAUCAGACUCAGCCUCAAACAAGCUCUUCUUCUUCUUCCUUCAUGAUGAGGGAUGCUCCCCCUGCCGCAACUACCAGCAUUCAUCCAGCGGCAUCAGGAGAGAGGGCAGAGGAUGCGGCAGUGCAGCCGCAGGCCCCACCCCGGACGGGGCUUCCACUGUGGAUGGUUAGCCACAUCAACGGCUGA